Mandrillus leucophaeus (drill) is the source of this 494-nucleotide messenger RNA. It is a transcript of the gene MRPL54, whose product is annotated as mitochondrial ribosomal protein L54. The coding region runs from base 32 to 334 and encodes 100 amino acids. Lineage: Eukaryota; Metazoa; Chordata; Mammalia; Primates; Cercopithecidae. The transcript has 3 exons. The record is from RefSeq and is a predicted model, not a curated record.
ACGUGCACGUGCAAGCUGCCCGCAAUACGUCAUGGCGACCAGACGCCUUUUAGGGGCUGCCCGGAUAUGGGCCGGCUGGGGGACCCGGGAGCUCCUAGACCCCGCCUCUCCUAGAAGGCUCCUGGUCCGGGAUUAUGCUAAGAAACCAGGUGAGCUGGGGGGUCGCCGUGUAGCUCUGAUUCCUGCCUGCGCCCUCGUCAGGCUGUUCGAGAUGAACUUGGGCCCCCCAAAGACCCUGGAGGAGCUGGAUCCUGAGACCCGGGAGUACUGGCGGCUGCUGCGGAAACAGAACAUCUGGCGCCACAACCGGCUGAGCAAGAACAAGAAGUUGUAGCGUGGUGGGCCCGGCCUCCCCGCCCCCUGCCCCGAGGGCUUGCCGCUUUCCCAGAGGACGCCGACUUUUGUGAGACAAGAGGCCUGGGUUUCCAUGUGACCCCACAGUGGGGCUGGACUAGGGCCCUGGAGACCAAUAAAGACCUUUCUGGGUAGACCCU